Messenger RNA from Lolium rigidum, 1426 nucleotides. RefSeq names its product glutamine synthetase. Bases 55 to 1125 code for a protein of 356 amino acids. Gene Ontology annotation, cellular component: cytoplasm. Gene Ontology annotation, molecular function: glutamine synthetase activity. The record is from RefSeq and is a predicted model, not a curated record. The transcript has 11 exons. Lineage: Eukaryota; Viridiplantae; Streptophyta; Magnoliopsida; Poales; Poaceae.
CCAUCGUCCUCUGCCAGCCAGCCUUCCUUAAUCCUCGCCCUCAGUCCUCACGCCAUGGCGCUCCUCACCGAUCUCCUCAACCUCGACCUCUCCGGCUCCACGGACAAGAUCAUCGCCGAGUACAUAUGGAUCGGCGGAUCUGGCAUGGAUCUCAGGAGCAAGGCCAGGACUCUCCCCGGCCCGGUCUCUGAUCCCAGCAAGCUGCCCAAGUGGAACUACGAUGGCUCCAGCACCGGCCAGGCCCCCGGCGAGGACAGCGAGGUCAUCCUGUACCCACAGGCUAUCUUCAAGGACCCAUUCAGGAGGGGGAACAACAUCCUUGUCAUGUGCGAUUGCUACACCCCAGCUGGCGAGCCCAUCCCUACCAACAAGAGGAACGCCGCUGCUAAGAUCUUCAGCAACCCUGCUGUUGCUGCCGAGGAGCCAUGGUACGGUAUUGAGCAGGAGUACACCCUCCUGCAGAAGGACAUCAACUGGCCUCUUGGCUGGCCCGUUGGUGGGUUUCCCGGUCCCCAGGGUCCUUACUACUGCAGUAUUGGUGCUGAGAAGUCCUUUGGGCGUGACAUCGUUGACUCCCACUACAAGGCUUGCCUCUUCGCCGGCAUCAACAUCAGUGGCAUCAAUGGGGAGGUCAUGCCUGGGCAGUGGGAGUUCCAAGUUGGCCCAAGUGUUGGCAUUUCUGCUGGUGACCAAGUGUGGGUUGCUCGCUACAUUCUUGAGAGGAUCACUGAGAUCGCUGGAGUCGUCGUCACAUUCGACCCCAAGCCCAUCCCAGGUGACUGGAACGGUGCUGGUGCUCACACAAACUACAGCACUGAGUCGAUGAGGAAGGAUGGUGGGUUCGAGGUCAUCGUGGCUGCCGUCGAGAAGCUUAAGCUGAGGCACAAGGAGCACAUCGCCGCCUACGGCGAGGGCAACGAGCGCCGUCUCACUGGCAAGCACGAGACCGCUGACAUCCACACCUUCAGCUGGGGUGUUGCCAACCGUGGCGCGUCGAUCCGUGUUGGCCGCGAGACGGAGCAGAACGGCAAGGGGUACUUCGAGGACCGCCGGCCGGCGUCCAACAUGGACCCCUACGUCGUGACCGCCAUGAUCGCCGACACCACCCUCCUGUGGAAGCCCUGAAGCGCCUAUGGCUCAGCUCAGCUCGUCGUGUGAUCCAUCAGUGGGUUUGGUGGUGGCAAUUGGAGGGUUUGGCGAUUGCGUUGGUGCUGUGGACAAGAUUCUUCCAACAUUUCCUUUCCAGUUUGGUUACAUACUAUUCCAGUCCGUUUUAGUUAGGUUCAGGGUCUGGUCUCUUCCUUGUCUUUGGAUGGUGGGUGGCAAGGGGCGUGUCGGAACAUUUCUAUUGCUUUCCACUUGCCUGUCUGCUCGCGUGUAAUCAAUUGAUAAUAAACAUGGUCCGUACCGCAUCCGUGGUACCAAA